AUGGCUGAGAUCGAUCCGUCGACGACCAUCACCGUCCUCGACCGCUCCCCGCAGCCAGGUGUCUUCCCCAGCCGUGACGCCUCCUCCAUCGACACAUCCCGCAUCAUUCGUGCCGACUACGCCGACCCGGCCUACGCCGCACUCGCCGCCGAGGCACAGGAGAUAUGGCGGCAGCCUGACGGGUGCGGCGGCGAAGGCCGUUACAAGGAGGACGGGCUGAUCAUCACCACCAACGACGCCACCAGGAAGACGUCCGGCGUCGACUACGCCCGCACCUCGUGGGAGAACGUCCGCGCCCUGGCCGCCGACGACCCCGCCCUCUCGGCUAAGAUCGAGGAGCUGCCCUCGCCCUCGGCCAUCCGCGAUGCCUACGGCACGGGCGGCGGCAACGGUGCCUGGGGCUACAUAAACCGGCGGUCAGGGUGGGCCGACGCCGAGGCGUGCAUGGACUGGCUGCAUGCCCAGGUGCGCGCCACGGGCCGCGUCACCUUCGUCAACGGGACGGCCGCCUCGCUCGCGUGCAGCACGUACAACAGGCGCACGCCGCAGGUGCGGGGCGUCAGGCUCGCGGACGGGUCCGAGCUGCAGGCGGACCUGACGGUGCUGGCCACCGGCGCCUGGACGCCCGGGCUGGUCGACCUGAGCGGGCGGGCCGUGGCCACGGGCCAGGUGCUGGCGUACAUGGACCUGACGGACGAGGAGCAGGCGGCGCUGGCCGGCAGGCCAACGCUGCUGAACCUGUCGACGGGGUACUUCAUCAUCACGCCCGCCGGCAAGACCCUCAAGGUCGCGCGGCACUCCUACGGCUACCUGAACCCGACGACCAAGUCAUCAUCCUCGUCCUCCGUCAUCUCCGCGCCAGCCACGCACCUGACCGACCCGCCCACGCAGUCCAUCCCGCCCGCCGACGAGGCGGCCCUCCGCGCCGCCAUGCUCGAGAUGGUGCCCCUCCCGUCCCUGCGCGACCGCCCCUUCAGGGAGACCAAGCUGUGCUGGUACACCGACACGGUCGACGGCGACUUCAUCAUCGACUACCACCCGGACUACAGGUCGCUCUUCCUCGCGACGGGCGGCAGCGGCCACGGCUUCAAGUUCCUGCCCGUCAUCGGGGACCGCAUCGCCGCCACCAUGUUCGGGCGCUGCCCCGAGGCCUUCAGGGGCAAGUGGUCCUUCCGCAAGGACGGGUCCGAGAGGGCCGCGGCCUGGGACAAGGUGGUCACCGAGGACGGGAGCCGUGGCGGCGUGCCGGGUUUGAUUCUACGGGAGGAGAUGGAGAGGAAGGACCCUGGCAAGAGGACGUCACGAUUGUGA
Messenger RNA from Diaporthe citri, 1311 nucleotides. RefSeq lists its product as uncharacterized. Lineage: Eukaryota; Fungi; Ascomycota; Sordariomycetes; Diaporthales; Diaporthaceae. The coding region runs from base 1 to 1311 and encodes 436 amino acids. The record is from RefSeq and is a predicted model, not a curated record. Gene Ontology annotation, molecular function: L-pipecolate oxidase activity; proline dehydrogenase activity; flavin adenine dinucleotide binding. The transcript has 2 exons.